AUGGUACAACCAGUAAUUACGUCCCUUUUGGACACUGAUUUGUACAAGUUGUCCAUGCAAGCAGCUGUUUUCCAGCACUACAAAGAUGUUCCAGUGAAGUAUAAGUACACCAAUAGAACUCCACAGAUGGUAUUGAGCAAGGAUGCCAUUGAGUGGUUGAAAGAGCAAAUUAGUCUUUUAGGAGACUUGCGUUUCACCGAGGACGAGUUGAAAUACAUGUCUGAAAAGAUUCCAGUGCUUCCAGCUGACUAUAUUGCAGGAUUGAAGGACUUCAAAUUGGAGCCUUCUAAGCAAGUGAUUUACGCCAACGACAAAUCGGAUGUUAAGGAUUUCGAAUUGACCGUGGAAGGUGCUUGGUUUGAUACCAUUUUGUACGAGAUUCCUAUUUUGGCGCUCGUGUCAGAGGCAUAUUUCAGAUUCGUGGACACCGAAUGGGACUACGAAGGACAAGAGGAACUUGCAACCAAGAAGGGCCAGGAACUCUUAGAUGGAGAAUGUGUGUUCAGUGAAUUCGGUACCAGAAGAAGAAGAUCGUUCAAAACCCAGGAUCUUGUGGUGGAUGCGCUCGUAAAGGUAUCUAAACUGUCACCAAAUGGCAAAUUUUUCUCUGGAACUUCGAAUGUGUACCUAGCCAAGAAGUAUAAUGUUGCUCCAAUUGGAACAAUUGCUCAUGAAUGGUUUAUGGGUGUGGCAUCUAUCACCCAGGACUAUGUUAGUGCUAACAAGAUAGCCAUGGACCGCUGGAUCGAGACCUUCCCUAAAGCCCCAGGUCUUGCACUCACUGAUACUUUCGGAACUGAAUCUUACUUGCGUGUCUUCGAGAAACCUUACACUGACCUAUACGCUGGCGUUAGACAGGACUCCGGCGACCCUGAGGCGUACGCCGAAAAGCUUGCAGAACACUACAAGAAGUUGGGCUACCCUGAGAAGUCGAAGACGAUCUGCUUCUCUGAUUCAUUGAACAUCGAAAAGUGCAAGCAGUACAAGGCCAAGGGUGAGUCUGUGGGUUUCAAAGUGAUCUUUGGCAUUGGUACCUACUUCACUAAUGACUUCGAAAGCAACGUUACCCACGAGAAAUCACACCCUCUUAAUAUCGUGAUCAAGCUCACAGAAGCGGAUCAUGAGCCCUCCAUCAAAAUCAGCGACAAUAUCGGCAAAAACAUGGGAAAGCCCGAAGUCGUUGAGAGGGUCAAGACCGAAUUAGGAUACAAAGAAGCAGAAUGGGCCGAAGGCGAUGAAGCUCGCAGAUGGUGA
Messenger RNA from Candidozyma haemuli, 1254 nucleotides. RefSeq names its product nicotinate phosphoribosyltransferase (gene NPT1). The transcript has a single exon. The record is from RefSeq and is a predicted model, not a curated record. Gene Ontology annotation, biological process: NAD+ biosynthetic process. Lineage: Eukaryota; Fungi; Ascomycota; Pichiomycetes; Serinales; Metschnikowiaceae. Gene Ontology annotation, molecular function: nicotinate phosphoribosyltransferase activity. Bases 1 to 1254 code for a protein of 417 amino acids.